CGGCGUGCGGUGGAGGUAGGUUGCUGUGAAGCUACGGGUUAUAUUGUGAUGUGUUCCAACUUCAAAUGUGUCGUGGCCUCCGUGAUUUACUACAAUUUAUCUGUGAUAUCGUUCACGCGAUUCGUUUGUCAGGCUGGUGGGCACUAGUGUUGAGAGAGGCCAUGGCGACUCCACAUUACAGCUUGCGAUGGAACAACCACCAGAACCAUAUCCUAAAUGCAUUUGAUACCCUGUUGCAAAGCGAGACGCUGGUGGAUGUGACGCUAAUGUGUGAAGGGACCAGUGUGCGAGCACACAAAGUCGUCCUGUCUGCCUGCAGUCCUUACUUUCAGAAGAUAUUUUCAGAAACGCCUUGCAAGCAUCCAGUUAUUGUUUUGAAAGACAUCAGAGUUUGGGAAGUACAAGCAAUUGUGGAUUUUAUGUACAAAGGAGAAAUUAGCGUUGUACAGGAACAAAUAUCAUCUCUAAUAAAGACUGCUGAAGCCUUACAGGUGAGAGGCCUAGCACAUACUGAGCAACAAGUCCUACCAGAAAAGGAACAACAACAGCACCAUCACCACCACCACCACCACAACCACCACCACCACCAGCAGCAGGAGGCUGAGUAG
Molecule: messenger RNA, 608 nt
Organism: Cryptotermes secundus
Lineage: Eukaryota; Metazoa; Arthropoda; Insecta; Blattodea; Kalotermitidae
Product: protein jim lovell-like
Exons: 4
Coding region: 66-608 (180 amino acids)
Biological process (GO): regulation of transcription by RNA polymerase II
Cellular component (GO): nucleus
Molecular function (GO): protein binding
Source: RefSeq, a predicted model, not a curated record